Brassica rapa (field mustard) is the source of this 4191-nucleotide messenger RNA. Its product is annotated as gibberellin 2-beta-dioxygenase 3. NCBI's taxonomy places the organism in Eukaryota, Viridiplantae, Streptophyta, Magnoliopsida, Brassicales, Brassicaceae. The record is from RefSeq and is a predicted model, not a curated record.
CCUCCAUGCAUGUGGCAAAUUUAAAUUACAUUUUCUAAGAAAACGUAAUGUUGUUUUUCCUCUAUUAACAAACAUCCAUGUAACGCGUUAAACAAUAUAAAAAUGUGAUGGUAAAACCGUAAAAGCAUAUAAAUAAUUCGGAUUACAUAAAAAAUUGUAGAACAUCAUCAAAAUUAAGUUUCCUUAGAACAUCAACAACAGCAUUCAGUCUUCAUUCUCUCAUAUUCAUAUUUUAAGAAAUUGUAGAACAUCAUCAAAACUGAAUGUGAACAAAGGAACAAAACCUGAAUUCAUUUUCUCAUUAAAUAAUUUAAAGUGUUGUAAUAAUAACAUUUUACGUUUUAGAUAGGUAAUAUUCUCAAUCAUUUUUAAUCUAAAACUAAAAUAUGAAUAUGCUAUAAAUCUCAGCUUAGAGAGAAUACAUUCAUUAAAAUGAAAGGCGAUGGCAGGAUAAAAAAAAAAGAACUCAAACUACCUGAAAUGGACAACAAAGUUAAGAAAUAGGGGUCAAAUUUGAAGUGAUCAUACACACUGUUCGAACCUGUAAUUUAAUACGUUGAGGAAAAAAAAUCAACAAAAAUAUAUGCAACUAAUAACAAAUAAAAUAAAUAAAAGGACACUAAACACACAUUUGGGUAUAAGACAAGAAGUAAUAUGGAUUAAGACAACACAUUCUCAGUUUCUCACCACUCUAAGCCAUACACUACUUAAAAAAAUUGUCAAUAUAAAUUUACUUUAAUAGUUAUUAGUUUAUGUCCUUAAUUUCUCUCCUAGAAUGUUUCCAAGCUAAAAGACUAAUUUGAUUUGCUAGCAUAUUUUCUUCUCAAUUCUACAUAAUCUAUUUAUUCAUUCCUAGUCUCUAGAUUAUUGGCCAAAUGCUAAACAACAAUUCACAUAUGUUCAUCUCUCAUCAUCACUAUUUACAGAUACGCGAUUUUAAAUGAAUUGAUUAAAGUAAUUUUAAUUACUAUACGAUUUAACAAAUAUUUCAACCAAAAUCUCACUUUGAAAAUGAAUUUAAAUAAAUUUAAUGUAUAUUAGUAUCAAUCUUUAUUUAUUUUAUGUAUGUUAUACAGUUAAAUUGUUGAUUUUUGGAAUGAAAUUAUGUGAAAUGACUUUUUAUAUUUAUUCAAAAAAAGUUCACCAUUUGACAUAAAUAAAAUUGAAUACUCAUUUCAUCCAUUCCACAAAUAAAUAGAUAAAAUAAAAAAAAAGAAUCAUUUCAUAACAAAUUUGGUUAUGAAUGAAUGGAAUGAAAUCUAUUUCAUUUUUGAUAUAUUUCAUUCCAUUUAUUUUAAUUACACUAAUUCCUUAUUAUUUUCUGAGUUACAGUUUGUGGUUAAAUAAUUCAAAGUAACACAUGUUUAUACAAACACGCCCAUAUAAUAAAAUUGAUAAAAAAAAUAAUUUUAUUAAGAAACUAAAAUAAACGUAUCUGAUAGUUAUAUAGGGUUUAUUAAUUUGAUUUUUAAUUUCUCAUGAAAAUACAUUAAUAUCAUAGUCAGCAUUCACUGUAGCCAGAAUUUAGUAUUUCCACUGCUUUUGUUAACUAAAAAUGAAAUUAGGAGAUGUAUUCAAAGUGACAUUUGAACUAAUUAGUAUUAAAAUGAAAAAUCUGUUAUUAUUCAUACAUGAAUAUUAACCAACUUUUAUUGAACUUAUUUAAAAUGUAACUUAUCAUUCACUAUUAUUGGAAAUAUUUUUAAAUAUUGGUUUUGAACAAAUUUGCGGUGAUUUGAAGAUGUUUUUUUGGUAAAUUUUUUGUAACAUUCCGGUUUAUAAUAUAUAGAAAAGUUUAAAAGAAAUUUAGUUACAUAUGUCAUCAAAGUGAAUUUAACUUUUUGAUCACAUUCAGAAAAAACUAUAGAACUGAACGGGAAUAGUGACCUAUCGGUAAGUGAUUCUUAAUAUCGUAUGAGUGAAGUUGAAAAACACAUGGAAAUGUCAUGGAGUGAUUAUAAGAGCAGUAAACAAAAUUUUCAAGCUUCCAAAAAAUUGAAGAUCCAUUGUGAUGAUGGAUGGUUGCAAUUUCUAAAUUGAAAAUAUCAAAAUUUAGUCUCAUUGUUUUGGAUGGAAUUGAUUGUUUUUUAUACUUUUAAUUAACAUCACCAUAAUUUUCAUAUUCACAUAAAAUCGUCUAAAAUUAUUUAAAAAUCAAAUCAUUUUAAGUUUUCUCAAAUAUUAUAUAUUGACAUUGAACUCACCCCCUUAACCAAGAUAUGCAGAUUGUAUUUAGAAUAAAAUCCACCAAAAAAUAAUUUAAAAUGCAUAAUAAAAACAAAAACGACAUUUUAGGAAUAAAAUAUAGUAAAAUCAUCGUCGCUACACACAAGCAACUAUAAAUCAAAGCUAAGCAAAUAACCUUUUCACCAAGUUCCUUCUCCUUCAAAGUCUUUCACUUCAACAAUCUUUCAUUCCUUAGAUAAGUUUACGUAAAAGACUCCAAAGAAACAAACCAUGGUUGUUGUGUUACAGCCAGUCCCAAAAGGCAAAACGAGUUCGGUUUUAAUCCCAGUUGUAGACUUAGCCGACCCAACUUCCAAAACCCAAAUCGUUAAGGCUUGCGAGGAGUUAGGCUUCUUCAAAGUCGUCAACCAUGGUGUUAGACCCGAUCUUUUAACCCAGUUGGAGGAAGAAGGGGCCGUUUCCACCAAGUUCUUUGCUUUGUCUCAGUCUCUCAAAGAUAAAGCCGGUCCAGCCGACCCGUUUGGAUACGGUAGUAAGCGAAUCGGACUCCAAGGUGACGUGGGAUGCGUUGAGUAUAUUCUCCUCAAUGCUAAUAGUCAUCUGUCGUCUACCAAAACCACCGCCGUUUUCCGGAAAACCCCUGCCAUUUUCAGAGAGGCGGUGGAAGAGUACAUGGAAGAGAUGAAGGGAAUGUCGAGCAAGGUUCUUGAAAUGGUAGAAGAAGCGCUUGGGAUAGAGCCAAAGGAGAAGGUGAGCAGAUUGGUGAAGGUGAAGGAGAGUGAUUCGUGUUUUAGGAUGAACUAUUACAAGGAGAAGGAAGAGACUCAGGCCAAGGAAGAGAUUGGGUUCGGUGAGCACACUGAUCCACAGUUAAUAUCAGUGCUCAGAUCAAACGACACUGAGGGCUUACAAAUCUGUUUGAAAGAUGGGACUUGGGUCCCUGUUCCACCUGAUCACUCUUCUUUCUUUGUUUUUGUCGGAGAUACUCUUCAGGUGAUGACUAACGGAAGAUUCAAGAGUGUGAAACACAGAGUGCUCACAAAUACAAAGAGGUCAAGAUUAUCGAUGAUCUACUUCGCAGGUCCACCGUUGACGGAGAAGAUUGCACCAUUGGCAUGCCUUGUCCCCAAGCAAGAGGAUUAUCUUUAUAAAGAGCUUACUUGGUCUCAAUACAAGUCAUCUGGUUACAAGACUAAGCUUGGUGACUAUAGGCUUGGUCUCUUUGAGAAAUAACUUCCAUCUUCUAUAUUUAAUGUUUGAGAUACUUUUAUAUCCUAGUUUUUUUUUUCUGAAAAAAGUAUGAGUUUUUGUUGUUGAUAUUUUAGAAACUCAAUCAUUUCUUUUAGUUUAUAAGUUUGUACCAAGAAGGGCAAAAUAUAAAAUAAAUGAGUUUACCAAUUAUUGUAGUCAUCAUCUCUUAGUAUUUUUAUUCUUUUGUUUUGGUUCAUUCAUAAAAUAUAUAAUAACUAGUUAUCAAGAACAUAAUUUUUCCAUCGGGUACAAGGCAGACCACAAUUUCAAUGGCCUUUUGAGGAGAUGAUUUGACGUGUUUGGCUAAGAAGCGAUGUCCACAUAGUAGUAUACGAGUUUUUCUUUAGUUAUACUGUUAUAGACUCUAAAUUUUUGUUUCAAAAAAAAAAAAAAAAGACUAAAUUUUAUUUGAAGAAAAAAACUACAUUUUCAGCUUUUUAGCUCCCAAUUCUUUUGUAAAUGGCUCCCUUUUGAUUAAUCAAUAAAUUUGAAAUUCCAUCAAAACUAGUUUUUAUCUCCUCUUCGUCUUCAUCUUGUACAGUUACUGAAACUAGUGGUUAUUGUUUUCUGAAUGACCUUUUAAUUGGUCUUUUCUGAUUUUCUUAGAUUGUGUUGUAUGAUUUUUUAAAAAUCUUAUAUCUUGAAAGCUAUCUUUGUUUCUUUUAUCGAGGCCAUAUAUACAGGCCUGAUUUGGCAUCUUUUUGGGGUAACAAAACACGAGUUUGUGGGUGGAAACCCCAAGUCCAUUUAUCG